This is a messenger RNA of Erpetoichthys calabaricus (reedfish), 1434 nucleotides long. It is a transcript of the gene aig1, whose product is annotated as androgen-induced 1 (H. sapiens). The transcript is spliced from 6 exons. NCBI's taxonomy places the organism in Eukaryota, Metazoa, Chordata, Cladistia, Polypteriformes, Polypteridae. The record is from RefSeq and is a predicted model, not a curated record. Gene Ontology annotation, cellular component: membrane; endomembrane system. The coding region runs from base 239 to 952 and encodes 237 amino acids.
UUUCUUGUUGCUACGGUAACGCCGUUCCAUCCUUCGAGCGCUGACGACGCCAGUGCGCCUGCGUGCUACCUCACGCUCGCAUUUAUUCUUCUAUCUGCAAGCAAAGGUCUCUUUUAGGAGCUAGCGAGAAAUCAAAGCGGCGUGUUUACGUUUGGAGGGGAGGGCUCUCCGUCACCACUGCUCAAACCCCAAACAACACCCUUUCUGUCCCGUCCAUCUAAAAAAAAAAAAGGAAAAUAUGGCGCUCAUCCCUUCCCAGGUCCUUAGGCUAGCGAUCCUUCUCGCCUACUUCUCCAUCCUGUGCAACUACAAAGCCAUCGAUAUGCCCGCUCACCAAACUUAUGGGGGCAGCUGGAAGUUUCUAACAUUCAUAAACCUGGUUAUACAAGCCGUUUUCUUUGGAGUCUGUGUGUUGACUGAUCUGUCAAGUCUUCUUACAAAAGCGAGUGAAAACCAAGAACAAGAAAGACAACUAAGGAAGCUCAUUGGUCUUCGUGACUGGAUGAUGGCCGUGUUAGCAUUUCCUGUGGGAGUGUUUGUUGUGACCAUGUUUUGGGCCUUAUACCUGUAUGACCGAGAUCUGGUGUACCCUCGGCUCUUAGACAACUUUAUUCCACAGUGGCUAAAUCAUGGGAUGCAUACAACUGUCCUGCCAUUUAUUUUAAUUGAGAUGAGAACAACACACCAUCAUUACCCCAGUAGGCUUUGUGGACUUGUGACAGUAUGUAGCUUUGCUGUUGGAUACGUGCUAUGGAUGUGUUGGGUUCACCACAUGACUGGCGUUUGGGUUUAUCCGUUAUUGGAGCAGAUUAGUCCAGUGGCCAGAAUUAUCUUCUUUUCACUUAUGACAGCUUUCAUUAACAUGUAUUACAUUCUUGGGGAAAUUCUGAACAACUAUAUCUGGGACUCACCAAAAAGUUUUCAUGAAACUGACAAAAUAAAAGGAGACUGAAUGGAGCUUGAAAAGACAAAGUGCUCUCACUCUUUUCGGUGAUGAAGGACUUGUGCUAUUCUGCUUUCUUUCGAGACUGAGGCUGCACAACCAGGGCUUCCACACACAGACUUUUCUCUGAUUUGUGCUAUUUGGAACGUAACAAGGAGCCUGCAGAAAGGGGGUGACACAAGCUGCUUUAUGAAUGGUAAGACACACUCUGAGAGGCACCGGAGGAAAUAUAAUCAAGAUGGAGGACACCUUGGCGUUAAAUAUUCACCAGUCAGUGUUUAACCGUCAGACCAAGCUCUGUUUUUAUUUAGAAGUGUGUUGUGUCAAACAUCUAUUGCUUUUAUUAUAUUGUAAUGUAGUCCCUCUUAGCUGAAUUUGAUGGCAAUGGCUGUAACAUAUAAAUCUCAUACCAUAUGUAGGUCACUUAUUUAUAAAUGUAUCAUAAUAAAGUUAUUUUUUGUCUUUACUUCAGAAAGAAGCCUUCUCCUGAU